AUGUCAUCUACUCCUGCAGAAGAACCAAAAGAAGAAGAAGACGAAUGUAAACUCGAAUUCAACAUCUUCGGUGAAUUUUUGGAUGAUAUUGAACACGAAAAUGUUGGAAUUCUAAAUCCGAAUAAACCAGCAACCAAGAAAGACAUUGAUUCAUUGCUCAAAUUAAUUGGUGGAUUCCAACAUUGGCCACUUCUGAAUGAAGAUUGCAAAAUAGAAGUAGUCAAAUAUUUGGAUUAUCCAUCAAGGUGUAAAUUGGAGAGAUGCUCGAGAGCAGAUUACGAAGCAGUCAAGAAAACACCGGUGGAGGUGUACAGUGUUGAAUUAUUUGACAACGAGAAAGAUCCUUACACACUUUGUGUCGAAGAAUUCGAUACCGUGACAGUUCGUGUCCAGUUCCAUCACGACUUCAAUUCUGGAAAACUAUUCGAAUUUAUCUUCUCUCAACUUGGAGACGACACUGAAGUUCGAUGGCUACAAUAUGUUUCGAAAAUACGUCCGAAAAGCAGGAAUUUGAUUUUGAAAUCAUGCAAUUACUACGAAGAAGCUGUCAAGUUUGGAGAGAAAUGGAUGAAAAAAGGAAAUUAUGAGAUGAAGCGUGUCACAAUUGAAAUGAUUAACUAUCCAGUUGAAAUAAGUCAAAUCAAGUUCUUGCCACGGUGCAAAAGUAUUCGAAUUGCUGCUGAUCACGUAGAGACGUUCCGUUGGUGGUUUCAGAAAGUUCCUGAUCAACUCGUAGAUCUUCAACUUUCGACUAAUUUUGAUAAUCGUGAUACCUGGACAAUACCAACUGAAUUUCUCAAUGCUCCACAGAUUAUGCUGACUCCUGAGUUUUAUUUCUGGUGUCGAGCUGCUUUCACAGAUGAACAAUUUCUCAAUUUGAAAGCUAGUAAAUUUAGUUUCGAUUGUGUAAAUGUCACUGAGGAUGGAAUUAAUCAAUAUAUCAAGAAAUGGGUUAGUGGAAAAGGUGUUGAAAAUUUUAAGCAAGCCGUGCUGUGGUCAAUUAGAGAUUGGGAUCAAUCAGCAAUCACACGUGGAUUGGAAUUGAGACCAUGGGAUACUGAUUUCAAAACGGAGGCAGCCGGAUUCUGUGAUGACUUCGAAAGAGUCUGUGGACGAGGAACGUGCUAUCAGAUUUCUAGUGCAAUCAAUCCAUAUGAAAGUCUUACUUUGUCCUUAUCUGCAGUUCGUGUGUCUAUUUAUGGAACUGGGAAAAAGAUGGAAUAUGAUGGAAGGAUUUAUACUUAUUAUUCAAUUCCUUAG
Caenorhabditis remanei is the source of this 1260-nucleotide messenger RNA. RefSeq lists its product as uncharacterized. The transcript has 5 exons. Bases 1 to 1260 code for a protein of 419 amino acids. The record is from RefSeq and is a predicted model, not a curated record. Lineage: Eukaryota; Metazoa; Nematoda; Chromadorea; Rhabditida; Rhabditidae.